AUGUAUGAUGUGUAUGUGUUUAAUGAUUUUACUUCUUUUUUUCACAAAGUGUCGAACACAGAAGUCCCGCGAGUCAGGUUUGAAAACCCCGUGCUGGGCUUGUCAAAUCUUGUAGACAAGAUCGCUGCACCCGAGUUCAAAAAUAGUGCUGCGGUUUCCACUGAACGCGGUAUACCAACGAGCUCUGGAAAAGCCAAGCGUAAAACAGUCGCUCAGGUCCACAGCGCGGGUGUCGCUACGUCGAAACGUAAACGAUCAAGAUCUCCCCCACGAUCGACAGACGAGUCAGCUGUGAAUGAACCGAGCACUAUAGACUCUUGUUUGAACUGGAAUCAGGAGCUGUUAGAUUCGUGGGACGCAUGUGUAUUUACCCCGGUUCCCGGAGACGAUCUGCCUUCAAACCAAGAAGCAUUUGGUCGCGAUGCUACUGAUGUUAUAGACAAUAACAGAGACUCGGCGGAGGUGAUACGAACCGGGUUCAAGGCCAUCGAGGACCGUAUUGGUGGUUUUGAAAAGACUUUUGCCAGCGUCACCGAGCGUCUGGACAUUAUAGAGAAGAAUCAGCGUCUUUAUAAUCAAAGUCUUGUGGAAACUUUACAAAAACAUACCAUCACACAUAAAGAAAUCAUAGCAAACCAGAGGCGUCUUAUUGGGGACAUUCGUCGCGUUGAUCACAAUCAACACCUGACGGCGGAAUUGUUAAAACAGUUUGUACAGUUAGUUAAAAACAAGAAACUCGGGUGA
Messenger RNA from Ictalurus furcatus (blue catfish), 744 nucleotides. RefSeq lists its product as uncharacterized. Lineage: Eukaryota; Metazoa; Chordata; Actinopteri; Siluriformes; Ictaluridae. The transcript is spliced from 3 exons. Bases 1 to 744 code for a protein of 247 amino acids. The record is from RefSeq and is a predicted model, not a curated record.